AUGAAACUUUUCGAUUUUCUUAAACGUAAAGGAUAUAAUAUGACGCUUUCUGAUAGCCAUCCAAUAAAUUCAAAUUUCAGAUUUUUUAAUCUAAAUAAUAAAUGGGCAUUACAAAUUGGAAAUUAUAGAAUCACAGGAGAUGGAGAUCAUGAUCUUAUUGGUAAUAAAAAUGGAAUACAAAUUAUUGUACAAGCUAAAUCUAGUGAAACAGACAGAUAUCCAAAACUUGAAAAAGAAUAUAAAAAAUUUAUAUGGAAUAUGAAAAAUCGAAGACCUGCUAAAGAAAUAGGAAUUUUCGUUGUAACAAAUGAAAUUAAUAUAAAUGCAUUUAAAGAUAUCACUUCAACUGAAUGCAAAAUAAUUAUUUGCUACUUCAAUGAACUAGAUGGAUAUAUUGAACAAAUAGAACAAGAACAUAUGAGAGAAAUGUUAAAAUUACAUAAUGAUAUUUCUAAUGCAGAAAAUUGCAUUGAUAACUCAAAUUCAAUAGAAGAACUUAAAGAUAUACUUAAAACAUUAAAAGAACAAUUAGAAACAAUAAGCAAUAUAAAAAACA
Messenger RNA from Dentiscutata erythropus, 556 nucleotides. NCBI's taxonomy places the organism in Eukaryota, Fungi, Glomeromycota, Glomeromycetes, Diversisporales, Gigasporaceae. The record is from the annotation of a GenBank genome assembly.